AUGUCCAUGCUCUCGAAGCCUAAUAGAGGGUUUUUGUUGGAUGUGGACCGCAAUCCUAUUCUCCAUGCUAUCUUGAAGAAGACAUUCUACGAGCAAUUUUGCGCCGGGGAGAAUGCAGCCGAGACAAAAGCCACCAUCAAACAGUUGAAGGACAUGGGUUUCAGCGGUGUCAUCAUGACUUAUGCCAAAGAGACUGUAUUUGAUCAUCGCACCAAUACUCAGCAGGGACUGGGUGUUGCCGCGGUGGAUGCAGAGAAGAAUGGCGAAAAGAUGGAUCCGCGCCUGGCGCACUGUGCCAACAUUGAAGCGUGGAGGAAGGGAACUUUGGACACCGUCGAGCAUCUCGAAGCUGGAGAUUACCUGGCUGUCAAGUUAACCGGGGCUGGUCCUGCGGUAAACGAAGCUUUCUCCAAGGGAGAUCUCCCACCAACACAGAUGAUUGACGCCAUGAGCGAAAUCUGCAGAAAAUGCAAAGAGCGCAACGUGCGGGUUCUAGUCGAUGGCGAGUCCCAGCACUUCCAAUGGGGAAUCUUGCGGUUAACUCUAGACCUCAUGCGGACGUUUAACCGGGACGGAUACGCCGUCGUCUACAAUUCUUACCAAGCUUACUUGAAAAGUAUGUCGAACACACUGGCCGCGCACCUUGCAGCUGCUCAGAAGGAAGGAUUCACACUGGGGAUGAAGGUGGUUCGAGGUGCCUAUAUGGCCUCGGAUGAACGAGCUCUCAUCCACGAUACGAAGGAGGACACCGAUAAUGCCUUUAAUGGAAUUUCUCAGGGAGCGCUGAAGCGGACUAUUGGCGAGUUUGGAACUACCAUCCCUUUCCCCUCUGUCAAUCUCUUCCUGGCUAGUCACAACCGGGAGAGCGUGAUGGCCGCCCACCAGUUGCACCAACAACGCACCCAAGCCGGACUGCCUACUGUCCCCGUUGGCUUCGCUCAGCUGCAUGGAAUGUCCGAUGAAGUGAGCUUCUCACUCCUAGCACUGAAAGGAAGCGAUGGUAGCCCUCAAGUCUACAAGUGCUCGACCUGGGGCAGAAUGGGCGAGUGCCUGGCAUAUCUGUUGCGAAGAGCGAUUGAGAACCGUGAUGCAGUGCUACGGACGACUGAUGAGUAUAACGCGCUCAAGGCGGAAUUAAAGCGGAGGCUGAAAGGGGGAUUUUCUUUUGCCACGCAGAAAUAG
This is a messenger RNA of Penicillium canariense, 1182 nucleotides long. RefSeq names its product proline dehydrogenase family protein. Gene Ontology annotation, cellular component: mitochondrion. Gene Ontology annotation, molecular function: proline dehydrogenase activity; FAD binding. The record is from RefSeq and is a predicted model, not a curated record. The transcript is spliced from 2 exons. Bases 1 to 1182 code for a protein of 393 amino acids. Lineage: Eukaryota; Fungi; Ascomycota; Eurotiomycetes; Eurotiales; Aspergillaceae.